This is a messenger RNA of Penicillium alfredii, 2196 nucleotides long. RefSeq names its product RNA-dependent ATPase ROK1 (gene rok1). Gene Ontology annotation, biological process: maturation of SSU-rRNA. Gene Ontology annotation, molecular function: nucleic acid binding; ATP binding; RNA helicase activity. Lineage: Eukaryota; Fungi; Ascomycota; Eurotiomycetes; Eurotiales; Aspergillaceae. The transcript has a single exon. Gene Ontology annotation, cellular component: 90S preribosome. The coding region runs from base 1 to 2196 and encodes 731 amino acids. The record is from RefSeq and is a predicted model, not a curated record.
AUGGACGCUUUUCGACUGUUGACUCGGUCAACCAAGCUGAAGUCGGCCCCGCUCACUUCGGCGUCUGCGGCCAGUCUCCCAUCCAAGGGCAAAGCCGCCAACCCGCAGCUCUUCCGCACCGCCGAGACCGAGAAGCUCGAGUCCGCGAAGCACGGACAGAAGAGAAAGAGAGGUGCUGCGGCCGAUGAUAAUGAGGAUGGAGUCGAUGCGCCCGAGCUGGAUUUCUUUCAGUCGAGUAAACGCGCUGCUUCAAGCGCAGCCGAGGAGACCGGCCGCCACCACGACCAACCACCUGCCCAAAACGAUGGAUCGGAUGACGAGGAUGCGAUGGACGAGGUGGAGCGCCGGACGAUUCUCAACGCGCACAAGAUCAAGGUGACGGACUUGCGUGAUAUGGACGAUAUCCAGCCCCAGCCGGCACCCACGAAGGAGUCUAAGAAGAAAAAGAAGAAGCAAAAGAAGGAAGAGGCUCCGGCGCUCAGUAAAAAGGAGCAGAAGCGCGCUCGCCGUCUAUACCCGCAGCCGCUGGUUUCUUUCAAGGAGCUGCGCUCCCGAUACAACAUCUCCCGUCGGUUGGCAGAGAAUGUUGCCGAGCAAGGAUUUACCGUGCCCACGGAAGUGCAGCUGGGAAGUUUACCGCUUCUAUUGGGGGAUCUGUCGCUCGCUUCCGAUACAAGCGAGGAGAAUGGAACUGACCCGGAUCUUCUGGUGGUGGCGCCUACGGGCAGCGGGAAGACGCUGUCGUUCCUGAUCCCGGUAAUCAACAAGAUCGUGCGCCAUCACCACUCCAGCCCCGGCGAGAAUGGAAUCUUGUCGCUGGUUGUGGCGCCGACCAAGGAGCUUGCGAGCCAGAUAGUCAACGAGGGACGCAAACUGGUGGCUGGGACCGGUGUGAAGAUCACGCUGAUGCGGAAAGGCAUGCGCGUGGUGGACCGGGAUGGCGACGACGCCAAUGUACUCAAUGAAGAUAGCGGUGCAUCUUCCGGCUCAGAUGAGGAGGAUGAGGCGGGCAAGACACAAAAAGGCCGAGAUAAUGCGCCAGUCACCAAGAGUGACAUUCUCGUCACCACGCCCCUCAUGCUGGUGAAUGCCUUAUCUGCGCAUCGCACGGCGACCAUGGCGACCUUGCCCCUGGUGCGGAGCCUGGUCAUGGACGAAGCGGAUGUGCUUUUGGACCCGCUAUUCCGCGAACAAACCCUUGAUAUUUGGCGAUCUUGCGUGCACCCCGACCUCCGCGUCAGUCUCUGGUCGGCCACCAUGGGCUCCAACAUUGAAGACCUCACCCGCUCGACCAUCAAGGAGCGCCAGGAGAAUCUCAGACUUAAACAAUCCAAGCCAAACCAGCUGAUUCGCCUUGUUGUGGGACUGAAGGACUCGGCCAUCCCCAACAUCGACCACCGACUCGUCUACGCAGCCACCGAGCAAGGAAAAUUGCUUGGGCUGCGCCAGCUCUUACGUCCCACCGCGGCAUCCGCCUCAGAUGUCCGCCUCCGUCCCCCAUUCCUCAUCUUCACACAAACCAUCCCUCGCGCAGUCGCCCUCCACUCUGAACUCAGAUACGACAUCCCCGCCGAAGCAGGCGGUUCCUCCCGCAUUGCCGUCCUUCACUCCGACCUCUCCGAUACGCAGCGGUCCGAGAUUAUGCGCGACUUCCGCAAAGGCGAGAUCUGGAUCCUGGUCACCACAGACCUGCUGGCGCGCGGCGUCGAUUUCCGUGGGAUCAACGGUGUCGUCAACUACGACAUCCCCACCUCUGCUGCGGUCUAUGUCCACCGCGUCGGACGGACUGGCCGUGCUGGUCGUGAGGGCGGCAUCGCCGUUACUUACUACACCAAGGAGGAUAUCCCCUACGUCAAAAGUAUCGCCAACAUCAUCGAUGUCAGUGAAAAGCUCCGUGGCGGAGACGGCGAUAAAUCCAUUCAGAAAUGGCUGCUGGAUGCCCUGCCGGAUCUGAGCAAGAAGGAUAAGCAAGAGCUGAAGAAGCAUGGUGUCAAGGCGCGCCAGACCACGAAAAACCUGGAUAAGGACCAGGGUGAUGGCAAGGGUUCUCGCGGUACGAGGAUUAGUACUAAGAGUGGGUUUGAGCGUCGCAUGGAAAAUCGCAAGAAGGGCGCUAUUGCGGCCAGUCGGAACCGGAAGAAUGUCGCUGCUGAGGCCGACAGUGAUGGUGGUAGCUGGGAUGGCCUGGAAGAUUAA